Messenger RNA from Cuscuta campestris, 859 nucleotides. The record is from the annotation of a GenBank genome assembly. NCBI's taxonomy places the organism in Eukaryota, Viridiplantae, Streptophyta, Magnoliopsida, Solanales, Convolvulaceae.
CCAAUACUAAACCCUUUCAACCAAUCUCUUCUUCCUUUUUUCUCACCAUAAACCCUAAGAUCGAACAACUGAUUUCUCUGUCAAGUCCGAGAGAAUGGGGAGCGAUAGCGAAGCAGAGAGAUCGGCUCUCAAGGAGAAGAAGAAGCUCUUCGCCCUCGCCCCGAUCGCCAAACCCCUCGCCGGAAAGAAACUCAGCAAGCGCACCCUCAAGCUCGUCCGGCGCGCUGCGGAGAACAAGUGUUUGAAGCGAGGCGUGAAGGAGGUGAUGAAAAGCAUUCGGCGUGGAAACAAAGGAUUUUGUGUGAUUGCUGGGAACAUAUCUCCUAUAGAUGUCAUUACCCAUGUGCCAAUCUCGUGUGAAGAAGCUGAUAUUCCAUAUGUUUAUGUUUCGUCAAAAGAAGAUCUUGCAAAUGCGGGGGCCACAAAGAGGCCUACAUGCUGCGUUUUGGUGUCAACCAAGCCUAACAAGGGGGAACUCAGUGCGGAGGAGCAAGAAAAGUUGAAGGCCGAAUACGACCAGGUUGUGUCAGAAGUCCGAGAAUUAACGUCCUCCUUGAUUUGAAAACCGAAGUAUUACUUUGUGCUAUGGUAGUAAUGUGUGCUAGGUUAGAAUGUUUUUGUAUGUUGAGAUCUUCCCUGAAUCAUUGUUAUUGCUUUCAUGUUUGACUUUUGGUUACAUAUUCUGCAAUGUCAAUGCUAUUUGUGUUGCACUUUGGAUCAAAUGUGGGAAUGGGUUUUCCUUGGCACAAUCUUCUUUUCAAUGGCCAGCACCUUUGUGGUUCAUGCAGUUUUUUAUUAUGUGGAGAGAGAUUAGGGCACCACUGAAUUAAUGAAAAAAAAAGAAAAUCUUAUUUUGCCU